Leptopilina heterotoma is the source of this 2252-nucleotide messenger RNA. RefSeq names its product peroxisomal acyl-coenzyme A oxidase 3-like. Lineage: Eukaryota; Metazoa; Arthropoda; Insecta; Hymenoptera; Figitidae. Bases 208 to 2226 code for a protein of 672 amino acids. Gene Ontology annotation, biological process: lipid homeostasis; fatty acid beta-oxidation using acyl-CoA oxidase. Gene Ontology annotation, cellular component: peroxisome. The transcript is spliced from 12 exons. Gene Ontology annotation, molecular function: fatty acid binding; FAD binding; pristanoyl-CoA oxidase activity. The record is from RefSeq and is a predicted model, not a curated record.
UUCAGUCGUGUCUCUGCUCGGUCUCGAGUGCAUUUUUCAGAAAAAGUUAAAUUUAAAAAAAAAUAAAAUUGUUAAAAAAAAAUACUGAAGUCGAUUCGUUUAUAACAAAAUUGUUAAAACUUUUAUCCUAAUUUUAAAAAAUAAACCGCAGCUAAAAAAAAUUACAACUACAUGGGUUACAGCUAAAAGUAUAUAUUUUAGUUCAUAAUGAAUUUAAUACAAGACUUACCGAAAGGACCACUUGAUGUCUAUCGAAAGCAAGCUUCGUUUAAUUGGAAAUCAUUGAAAUUUAACUUAUUUGGUGAGGAUUUACUAAAAUUUCAGGAUAAUUUAUACAACUAUAUUAAAAAGACUCCUGCAUUUCAUAAAAUGGAAAAGGCUUUAACUUUGGACGAGACUCGUCAAAGAUGUUAUGAACAAUUUAAUUUAUUAGUCAGAGACAACGUUGCGAAUGUUGAACCGAAAGGAUGGUUCAACUAUUUAUUUUCAUAUGAUUCUGCAUUGGGAAUUUUGAUUGGCUUGAAUCAAGGAAUGAUACAAAAUACAAUUAUGAAUUUGGGCACGGAACGUCACGCGGAAAUUUUAAACAAUUUAUUGGAAGGAAAGUACACAUGUUGCUUUUCUUUAACUGAAAUUGGACAUGGAACGAAUGCCAAAGGAAUUGAAACAACAGCAAAAUAUAAUCCACAACUUGAAAGUUUUAUUUUUCAUUCACCUGGUUUUCAAUCGGCAAAAUGUUGGUCGGCCUCAUUGGGGAAGGCAGCAACACAUGCACUGAUCUACGCUCAAUUAAUCACCGCAGAUAACAAAAAUCAUGGACUCUAUCCAUUUCUCAUUCAAAUACGAGAUGAAAAAACAUUUCUACCAAUGCCAGGGGUGACAGUCGGUGACAUGGGUGCAAAAAUAGGUCUCAAUGGAAUUGACAAUGGAUUUUUGAUUUUUAACCAUUUUCCCGUUCCUCGAGCUAGUCUUUUAAAUAAAAAUAUCGACGUCACCAAGGAUGGUCAAUUCGUAUCGAAGAUGAAGGAUAAAAAAAAACUUUUUGGAGCAUCUGUAGGAGUUCUUUCCGGCGGUCGUUUAAAUAUCACUGCAAUGAGUUUGAAUUAUCUAACCCUCGCUGUUGUUAUUGCCAUCCGGUACUCUGCCGUUAGAAAACAGUUUGAACCAUCCCCUGAAGAAGAAUGGCCAGUCAUUGAAUAUCAAGUUCAGCAAUGUAAACUGUUCCCCCAUUUGGCGACAACAUACGCAAUUACAUUGUUUUCGCAACACUGUUUGGCACUUUGGGACGAAUUUAAUUCACUUAUGUACACUACUGACGAUAAUCAAUUAGUGGACUCUGUUGGAACGGAAAUACACGCAAUCUCUGCUGCAGUGAAACCACUUUGCUCUUGGCUUACUCAAAGUGCAAUCCAAGAGUGUCGUGAGGCUUGCGGAGGACAUGGCUACCUAAAAGUUUCCCGCUUAGGCGACUUAAGAGCAGACAAUGACGCCAACUGCACAUACGAAGGUGAAAAUACCGUUCUCAUUCAGCAAACAAGUAAUUGGCUGCUAAAUCAGUGGAGAAACGUUCUCAAUGGAAGCAAACUCUCCUCACCAUUAAGGAGUAUCAAUUUUCUAGAAAAUGCUAAUUCGAUUCUUACCCUUAAAUUUAAUUGCACCACGAUGGACCAAACUAUGCAGAUUGAGAAUCUUCUGUUGGCCUUCAAAUGGCUACUCUGCUACUACCUCAAAAAUACCUACGAAAAAGUUGAGCUGCUGGAAAAUAACGGAAGUAGCAAAUUCGAGGCUAGAAAUAAUUCUCAAACGUACUUUGCUCGAUCACUUUCGCUCAUUUACGCAGAACACUUUAUCGUACAAACAUGUUACGAGAAAAUACAAUCUCCGAAUUUUGAAAGCGAGGAAAAAAAGAUUUUGACAAAAUUAUGCUCACUGUAUGCAGCUUGGACUUUAGAGAAAAGAUUAUCCGACUUAUAUGCGGGUGAAUUUGCUUCUUCGCAAUCAAGAAUGGCCGAUUUUCUUCGCGAUGGUAUAGUAACUACCAGUAAGGAUUUAUUAAUUGAUGCUGUAUCUUUAGUCGAUGUUUUAGCGCCUCCAGAUUUUAUUUUGAAUUCACCCCUUGGCAUGUCAGACGGAGAGGUAUACAAGCACUUGGAGAGAAAUUUACUGAAUGCGGAGAAUUUAAGUCGUCCUUACUGGUGGAAGGAAAUAAGCAGAUCGAAAUUAUAGUUCCAGUUAUUUUUAGUUUAAUGAAA